Aricia agestis (brown argus) is the source of this 2443-nucleotide messenger RNA. Its product is annotated as facilitated trehalose transporter Tret1-like. Gene Ontology annotation, molecular function: sugar transmembrane transporter activity. The record is from RefSeq and is a predicted model, not a curated record. Gene Ontology annotation, biological process: transmembrane transport; carbohydrate transport. The coding region runs from base 142 to 1545 and encodes 467 amino acids. The transcript is spliced from 4 exons. Lineage: Eukaryota; Metazoa; Arthropoda; Insecta; Lepidoptera; Lycaenidae. Gene Ontology annotation, cellular component: membrane.
CGCGGGAAAUAUCAGCACGACCAUUCGUGCUCGAGACGAAACGCGGGCGGCACGCGGCGUGACGCGCUGUCUAUUUAUACUCGCAGUGUAGUGCCAUGUGCUGUUCGCCGGCUGACAGCUAAAUGUUGAUUAGCCAUCGCCAUGCCCGUCAGCCACAAGUGGAGGGAGUAUGGAGCCGCAUUCAGUGCGACCCUGAUAACGGCGGCGGCGGGGACGACGGUGGCGUGGACUUCCCCCACUAUCCCCAUCCUGACGGCGCCGGACUCCCCCAUCGCCACCACGCCCGACGAGAGCUCAUGGAUCGCCUCCAUGAUGAUACUGUUCUCAGCCAUAAGUCCGAUCCCUGCGGCGUACCUGGCUGACAGGAUUGGCAGGAAGAGGACUUUACUACUGUCCGCGAUCCCCUACAUCAUAGGCUGGAUCCUGGUGAUGCUGGCCAAGAACGUACCCACCAUAUACGCUGCAAGACUGUUCUCCGGGCUGGGCUAUGGGAUAGCCUACACCACGGCGCCCAUGUACCUUGGAGAGAUUGCGUCGAAUGAAGUCCGUGGUGCCAUGGCCACUCUCAUCACUGUUAUGUCCAAGCUCGGAAUCCUGUCUCAAUACUGCAUCGGACCCUACGUGUCCAUGUUGAACCUCGCCAGCUUCAACAUCACCAUACCGAUACUGUUCUUCGUCACAUUCAGCGCGAUGCCCGAAUCUCCCUACUAUUUCUUAAAGUCUAACCAGUCGAGUAAGGCCGAGCAGGCGCUAAAACGGCUGAGAGGGAAGGAUUUUAUCCCCGAGGAGUUGGACGGCAUGAGACACCUCGUCAACGAGAACAUGAGAGACACGAGCCAGUGGAAGGAUCUGUUUACCGUCGGCGGAAACAGGAGAGGACUCAUCAUCCUCCUGGGAAUCUACUUCACGCAGCAGUUCUGCGGAAGCACUGCCGUUAUCGCGUACGCGCAGCAAAUUUUCAAAGCCACCGACAGCGGCUUGGAUGAGAAAGGAGCUUGCAUCAUCGUCGGUGUCGUCCAGCUCAUUACGUCAGCUAUAUCCUGCCAGCUGGUGGAUAGACUGGGCAGGAAACCGCUCCUGAUAACGUCAGCCUGCGGGGUCGGGCUCGCCAACAUCAUAAUCGGCGCGUACUUCUUCAUGCAACACGAAAGCAGCGAGUACACGGUCGCCAUCAAGUUCAUUCCUAUUAUUGUGAUACCGAUAUUCAUAUUCUCGUAUACUAUUGGCCUAGCCACGGUGCCCUUCGCGAUCACCUCUGAGAUAUUCCCCACGAACAUCAAGUCGAAAGCGACGUGCGUUAUACAGAUAUUUGUAGCGCUCAUGACGUUCGCAGUGACGAAGUUGUACCAGGUGGUUGCGGACAACCUGGGCAACUACGUCGCCUUCUGGGGCUUCGGGGUGCUGUCGGUGGGAGGUGUGAUAUUCAUACUGUUGCUGUUGCCAGAAACGAAGGGCCAGUCCUUCGCCGCGAUACAGGAGAAGUUGUACAGCGAAAAAGUUGUUUACGAGAAACAAGAUGAGGGCAAAGUGAUGAUUAACUUAUAGUGAAUUUAACGCAGUAGUUUAUCUGUACUUAAUAUUUCCGUCCGUAACGUGUCAACAUUCCUCCGAAUGCAAACGUAACAGAUUUUUUUCCUAAUAUAAGAUCACCACGAACAACUCUCAUCUAAGAAAUUUGAUUUUGUACGAAUUUUACUAGAACAUUGCGCUAGCUAGAAAUUGUAAUAUUAUGUUGUGUAAGUUCACUUUAAAUUAGCCGUCGAAUUGAAAUAUCUAAAAUUAUUGCGGAGCAAAACAGUUUACUUACCUAAGCAUAAAAUUAUUUUCUAAGUCUUAACCGAAUUUAAAAAUAUCUUGAAUACGGAUUGAUGAUUGUUUUUUCUUAUGUUAUAUUUUAUAAAUUAUCCCUACAACUUACAAAAAAAUUAAUAGAGGUGAACGAAGCAAAAGUUAGAAACCUACCAGUCGUAUUGAAAGUUGGUAUUGUCUUCUAAACUAAGUACUCGUAUUACUGGAGGAACUUUUCGAAGCACCUCGGUAACUUUUACUGUGUCUUCAUCUUUAUGUCAGUUAAAUUUUGUGAUACAUUGUGAUGUUUACAGUAGUUGCAAUAUCAGUAUUUAGUUCUAAGAUUGUUUGUAUGUCUGUCUGUCAAGAUAUAAUAUAGUCGUGAAAAGAUAUAGCGUAAAACAAAUCAGAACACGGAUUGCCGGAAAAGAUAACAAUAGGAUUACUAUGCCUUUGUAAUUUUAUUUCAAUUUUAUAAGCCCUUAGAACCUUAGAAGCCAUUAAAAGUGACGCGGACGUUAUCUUGACUGACAAGGUUUGUUAGGUAAUUUGAAAAUAUUUAAUUACGAAAAGACUCAUGAUUACUUAAUUAUAUAUUUUAGACUAUCAUAAAGUUACUAGAAACCAAUCAUUUAGAAUCUCUGACAGGAUUUUC